Molecule: messenger RNA, 1140 nt
Organism: Pyrus x bretschneideri (Chinese white pear)
Lineage: Eukaryota; Viridiplantae; Streptophyta; Magnoliopsida; Rosales; Rosaceae
Exons: 6
Coding region: 122-817 (231 amino acids)
Molecular function (GO): calcium ion binding
Source: RefSeq, a predicted model, not a curated record
CUUUCUAUAUAUGCAACGUCAAUUGUUACAUGUUGUCUAUGUUACACCCAACUAAGGAGAAAAGAUAUCCAGAAGGAUACACGGCUGCAAUUAGGCUGCGACAAGGAUACUUAAGAGUACGAUGCCCAUCGUACUCUCUGGUGACUGGAAUGGAAGUAAACGAGGCCAUGUGUUCAAAUUCCUUAGAUCACAGGGUUUUGAAUCAACAUAUGAUACUGCUCAUCAAUAUACCGAUGCGGAUGCUCACAAGUGGGUUAGCCACCGCAAUCAUAGGGGAGACAUCUGCGGUGUUGACUUCAUUUGGCUUUGUAAUCCCAAUAAGUCACGAAAACCACUAAAGACUAGUUGGUGCGAAGCUGUUUUUGGAAUAUUACGGCUUCGAAAAGCUUCGAUGGCUGAAAAUGAUGCAUUUGCCUUUCUGAAGGGUGAUGGUCGUGGUGAUUUUAUUACGUCGUCAGCUAUCUGUGAAGCACUACAACAGGUUAAUUUAAUUGGUCAUCCUAGGGGACUAGGUUUCCAGGAGACAAGGGAUCUCUGGAUCCAGGCAGACGCCGAUGCAAAUGGUGUUCUUGAUUACAAAGAAUUUAAGAAUAGAAUUUUGGGCUUGACAGCGUCAGAGGAUAAGGAAAGUCUCAACGGUAGUAGAGAGGAGUCCAAACGGGGCACGCAGGACGCCCUCGGAUUCAACGUGAAGAAUGCAGUUCUAUACCCCCGUGAGGCGGAGAAGGGAAUAUGGCCCGAAGAUUAUACUCUCUCUGAUCACGCUCCACUCUCGGUUGUACUUUCACCAGAAAGGAUGUGGUGUUGUAAGUCAUAACGGAGAGGAUAUGCAGAAUCUGUAGGAAAUGUGUAUAGCCAACAGAGGAAAAGUCCCUUCUGUGGUGCGAGUGUUUGAGAAAAAGAAAGAAAAGAGCAAUAUAGGGUGUAGAGGUUUUUUCUGGUUGAUAUUCUUCAUUCUUUUUACUGUUUCUCACUAGCCUUGGCCAAAUUAUUUUUUAUCUUUUGGGGAAGGAGGGGGGAGGAUCAUACUUGAUGAGUUAUUGAUUUGUAUGGAUUUGUCUCACUUCUUGUUGCUUUGCAAUUGCAAGCCUUGUCAGGUGGGCUCACAAUCAUAUCAAAUUGCAAGUUAUUGUUUGCUUC